UGCGCCGGAAAGGGACAAACAUCAAAAGGAGGCGUUGUCCUCCACACAAUUUUAUGCAAAAUAUCAACAACCUAAUUGAAUGUACUAUAAUAUCGUCGUGCAAAAGGAAUUGUUGCAUACUGCGACGCAUUGAAGUCGAGAGAGAAACAAAGGUGGCAAUACACCGACGUCCACGUGAUGGAGACAGAUGGGGACCAAAACCAGGGCUCUACCAAUGGAACCACUCCAUCAGGGGUGAACUCCCGCCCCUCUCAAAUGAACUCCAUGUCCCUGUACGAGAGACAGGCUGUGCAGGCCCUUCAGGCGCUGCAGAGGCAGCCCAACGCAGCGCAGUACUUCCAGCAGCUUAUGCUGCAGCAACAGAUCAACAGUGCCCAGCUACAAAACCUGGCUGCAGUACAACAGGCCACCCUUGCUGCCAGUCGUCAGUCCAGCCCUCCCGCCAACAGCACCUCUCAGACCACAAGCACAACAGUCACAUCUAUGAAUGUAACCACUUCUGGGGGUGGUGCCAUAACCAGCACCCGCGCUAUAGGCCCAGGCUCCUCCGCGACAUCCACUAUAAGCCAAUCAGUGCUGCUGGGCGGAAACGCGGCAGGACAGGGACAGAUGUAUCUGAGAGUGAACCGGUCUCUGAGGUCUCCCCUCUCCUCCCAGCUCAUCUUUAUGCCUGGUAGCACAGCAACCACUGCCAUGGCAACAGUCACGCAGCAGCCACAGACUCAGCAGCAGCAACAACGGGAAGAUACACCUACUUCCUCCAGCAACCAAUCAGACAAUGACCAGGUACAGAACCUGGCUCUGCGAUGUGUCGGCAUUCCCAAGGGGGUCGGGGUCAAGACUGAAAACCCAGAGAGGGGUGAAACAGCGACCUACUCCCUUAUCCAGUCAUCUCACCAGCAGUUCAAUCAGUCCACUCCACAGUCUACCACUAAACCAACCCAACAGCAACAGUCCCACAUCAAGAUCCCCACCUACAUCCAGAGCUCCAACGCCAACCUGUCCUCUCUCAACCUCAAGACAGGCAACCACCACUCCAACGCCCCCUCACCCUCCACCUCUGUCCCACUCUCACAGCUCCUCCUCUCCGGACCCAACUUUGGCCGGGGCGGGGCUAUCACCACGGUAACCUCCGCCGCCACGGCGACGCACAUUCUGGUACCCACCUCCAAUGCGCCCACCCAGUCCCACAGUUACCAGGUGGCUGCUGCCACCAUCAAGCCCAAUGUUAGUACUCAAACGCUGGUGGUUCAGCCUUUGCAGAAAAGCACUGUUAAUGACAAAGGAGGCCACGGGAACGGUCCCGUUCCAAUCCAGCCGAAAACUCAACAGGGUCUCCGUAUGCCCCUGCAACUGCCAUCCCGCAACCCGCCUGCCAUCCUCCCCGCACCCCCCGCCAACAAUCAGACUAGUGCCGCCCAGCCUCCGCCGCACAUCCCAGUCCAGAUAGUAGGAGCCAGGCAGAGCUCCAUAGGAAGCCCCCAGGCUUUGGCCUUGGUCCAGGCCCGGAACACCUGUUCACAGGAUGGAGCUACUCUUCUGAGUAGUUCCAGCAGAGCCAGCAUUCUCACCAUGGUGGCCUCCAUCACUUCCAGAGAGGGAGGGGUGAUAAACCGACGGACGAAUUUAAAGAGCCUUCAAUCAGCCCAGGAAGCACUCCCAUUGGCCCACAUCUCUCACGUGCAAGCCAAUCAGAAUCAGAGCCCUGGGCUGAAGCCAAAUCCAAAUUGCACCUUGGCCAACAGCAUCUCCUCUCAGUCCCAAGCAGCCAUCUCUCCUCCCACCCUCUCCCAUUCCUCCCACACUUUACCCCUGCCUUUGGUUGAGGCGAGCAGCACCGUAGUGGCUGCCAAUGGAGAGUCUAUGUGUUCUCAGCCUCCCCAGGGUAAGUCGAUGAAGAGGAAAUCCGAGUCAGUCGCAGCCAAUGACGAAGAUGGUCCCCCUCCUCCCCACCUUGUUCCAAUGAGUGAACACUCCCCUGCCCUCUCCUCCUCCGCCAUGGAAGCAGGCCCUGGUCCACUUUCUCCCUCUCCCUCUCUUUCCCCUGCUCUCUCGAUGUCCCGUAUGGGGGGUGGCCAGGGGGAGAGAGCCCCCCCUCAACAGGCUGUGGUCAAACCCCACGUCCUCACCCACCUCAUAGAGGGCUUUGUCAUCCAGGAGGGAGCUGAACCUUUCCCUGUGAGUGGGCCAGUGAAGGAGCCAGCUGGAGAAGAUUUGGCCAUGGACAAUCUAGACGCUAGUCAGCCUGAGACUGUGAAUACAGCUACAGGUUCGGCUCAGACCACAGUCCCAGUGCUGAAAUGUGAGUACUGCAAAAGCUUCGCCCCAGCCAGACAGUUUAGAGGGACCAAGCGCUUCUGCUCCUUGACCUGUUCCAAGAGGUAUAAUGUGAGCUGCAGCCAGCACUUCCGCCUGCGACAGGGGGGUCACCUCUCCCACUCUGACGAGGACGGGGUCCUGAGGAGGAGGGUUCCCCACAGGACCAGCUCCGAAAUCGCCAGUGCCAAAAUAGCCGGGAGACCCUUACCAGUUAAGUGCCGCUCAGAGUCCAGCCGAUCGGAGGACGUCUCCAGCUGCGGAGAGGAAGAGGACGACCUCAUGUCCCUCUCCCCGGCCUCCUCUUCUUCCUGCCACCAGCCUCCGCCCACACUCCGAUUGGAGGGCUCGGAGACGCCCCACUUCCUGCCCGGCAGCCCCGCCCAGUGGAGUGUGGAGGAAGUGUCUCAGUUCAUAUCAUCUCUGCAAGGCUGUGAGGAGCUGGCGGACCAUUUCCUGUCGCAGGAGAUUGACGGACAGGCCCUGCUGCUACUCCGAGAGGAGCAUCUCAUGUCCACCAUGAACAUCAAGCUCGGUCCCGCCCUCAAGAUCUGUGCCCACAUCCACAACCUGAGAGACUGAGAGGAAGAAUGAACGGAGGAAAGGAGAGGUACUCCCAAGAGAAGAAGAUGUGAUGGAGAGAGAAAGGAGGUGACAAUAUGGCUGUUGAAAUACUUUUGAACCGUAUUAAGUGGGGUCCCUGUUGAUUUUACUAUGUUUUGUCAAAACAAACAUAGAAUGAAAAGCGGAAAAAAUGAGCCUUCUAUCCACAAAACGUGGACCUUAAAUGUGGAGUAUUAUGUUAUAUUAUGUGAGUGUGCAAACCCUUUAUAUGUGUGUAAUAUUUGCCUAUAUAUUUAAAUAUACCUUUGUUGGCUGGACUGCCUUUGUUUA
Salvelinus sp. IW2-2015 is the source of this 3210-nucleotide messenger RNA. Its product is annotated as polyhomeotic-like protein 1. Gene Ontology annotation, cellular component: nucleus; PRC1 complex. Lineage: Eukaryota; Metazoa; Chordata; Actinopteri; Salmoniformes; Salmonidae. The record is from RefSeq and is a predicted model, not a curated record. Gene Ontology annotation, molecular function: chromatin binding; histone binding; zinc ion binding. Gene Ontology annotation, biological process: negative regulation of DNA-templated transcription.